CCUCUCACAUCCGCAGCAGUGACUGGCCAAUAAAACACAGAAAAUACGUAAGCACCGACGAGUGCUCGGCGCAGGCGGAGAAUGCUCAGUGUGAAGCGGACCAAACCUCUUCCAGCACCACUCGUUACUGCUGACAUCUCUCAGCGAGCACAAUCAGGGCCUAUCCCUGCCUUGACUCAGGGCAUAUUCUCCAUUAUAUCGGAUAAAGACAAGAGCGCAGCUAGAAUCUGGGGAAAGGAGAGUGAAAUAACUAAUUUAGUGGGUUAGGAUAUCUGUAGGGACGCGUCGCUAGUAGGGCAAGAUGUUAGAUCCGUCGUCCAGCGAGGAGGAAUCUGAUGGGAUAGUGGAGGAGGAAAGCAAAGAGGCGAUGGCACCUCAGGCCGGAUCCCGCAUCUCUCCGAGCAGGACCAGCGAGAGCUCGGGUGGACUUGCGCCCAGCAGCAGCCGCAGCAGUGCCCGUCCGACCAGCCCCAGCCCGUCGGCGGCCAGCGAGGAGAAGGAGGACCUGGAGAAGAUGCACAGAGAGGAGGAAGACCGCAAAAAGAAGCUGCAGUUGUAUGUUUUUGUGAUGCGAGCCAUCGCUUACCCGUUCAAUGCAAAACAGCCCACAGACAUGGCAAGGCGACAGCAGAAGAUAACCAAACAGCAGCUUCAGCAGACCAAGGAUCGCUUCCAGGCCUUCCUCAACGGAGACACACAAAUCGUGGCUGAUGAAGCAUUCAUCAACGCUGUGCAGAGUUUACUCUGA
Messenger RNA from Acanthochromis polyacanthus (spiny chromis), 748 nucleotides. RefSeq names its product calcium-dependent secretion activator 1-like. The record is from RefSeq and is a predicted model, not a curated record. NCBI's taxonomy places the organism in Eukaryota, Metazoa, Chordata, Actinopteri, Pomacentridae. Gene Ontology annotation, biological process: positive regulation of exocytosis; synaptic vesicle exocytosis; dense core granule exocytosis. Gene Ontology annotation, cellular component: glutamatergic synapse. The transcript has 2 exons. The coding region runs from base 302 to 748 and encodes 148 amino acids.